GUCCUCCUACAGACAGAAACAUGGCAUUUAAUGGCACUUGGAAGAUAGACAAAAAUGAAAACUAUGAGAAGUUCAUGGAGGCAAUGGGUGUUAACUUAAUGAAAAGAAAGUUAGGAGCUCAUGAUAAUCUGAAGAUCACUUUUCAACAAGAUGGAAACAAAUUUACUGUCACAGAAUCAAGCAACUUCCGUACCAUAGAUAUUGAAUUCACUCUGGGAGUCAGUUUUGAAUACAGUCUGGCUGAUGGGACUGAACUUACUGGUUCUUGGAACAUGGAAGGAAAUAAACUUGUAGGAACAUUUACUAGAAAAGAUAAUGGAAAAGUACUCAAAGCAUGCAGAGAAAUCAUCGGCGAUGAACUCGUUCAGACCUAUGUAUAUGAAGGAGUUGAAGCCAAGAGAAUCUUCAAAAGAGCCUAAGUACUUCACCCACCACAGCACCAGAAUCAAAAAAAAGUAGAAAAGACCCUUUUUCUACAUAUCCUCUGCUUUUUGUUUGUUUCAUCCCCUCUCAGCAGCUCCUACACUGCAAUUACUUAGCCCUGUUGAAAACACAGGGUAAUUCCUUAUGUUUACUGUUUUGCCCUCAAUAAACAAAAUGCAAUUACAAUUUCA
Merops nubicus (carmine bee-eater) is the source of this 614-nucleotide messenger RNA. It is a transcript of the gene FABP2, whose product is annotated as fatty acid binding protein 2, intestinal. Gene Ontology annotation, biological process: fatty acid transport. The transcript has 4 exons. The record is from RefSeq and is a predicted model, not a curated record. Gene Ontology annotation, molecular function: fatty acid binding. Bases 21 to 419 code for a protein of 132 amino acids. NCBI's taxonomy places the organism in Eukaryota, Metazoa, Chordata, Aves, Coraciiformes, Meropidae. Gene Ontology annotation, cellular component: nucleus; cytosol.